CGGCGGAUCUGGGGUGUAGAUGGGAGACGUGCUGGCUGUGGUCAGGUGAUCGGGAUCAGCAGCUGUGUGAGCUCGGUGUCGUUCACCGUCAGACAACGGCAGGCACCGGCGCUGCUUACACGCUUUCUACACCGACACAAACGCCUUCAGGAGCGCUCCGUCAGCGGGAAAAAACAUGGGAGAACAACUGGCUUUACUGCUGCUGGUUCUGUCUGCUUCGACUCUGGCUGCUGAGGUGCCUACAGAUGUUUCUAUGGGCCCCAUGGCAGAGCCCCAGGUAGCCAUGUUUUGUGGCAAACUCAACAUGCACAUCAACGUUCAGACUGGCAAGUGGGAGCCAGACCCAUCGGGCAGCAAGAGCUGCAUUGCCACCAAGGAGGGCAUCCUGCAGUACUGUCAGGAGGUGUACCCAGAAGUCCAGAUUACUAAUGUAGUGGAAGCCAACCAGCCAGUCAGCAUCCAGAACUGGUGCAAGAAGGCACGCAAGCAAUGUCGCAGUCACAUGCACAUCGUGGUGCCCUACCGCUGCCUUGUGGGGGAAUUUGUGAGUGAUGCCCUCCUUGUUCCUGACAAGUGCAAGUUCCUGCAUCAGGAGCGUAUGGACCAGUGUGAGAGCCACCUGCAUUGGCACACAGUGGCAAAGGAGUCCUGUGGAGACCGCACCAUGAAUCUCCAUGACUACGGGAUGCUGUUGCCAUGCGGCAUCGACCGCUUCCGCGGCGUGGAGUUUGUGUGCUGUCCUGCAGAGGAGGAGCGCGACGACAGCCCUGAGCAAGAUGCUGAUGAUUCUGAUGUGUGGUGGGGCGGAGCUGAGGCAGACUACUCUGAGAACAGUAUGGUGCGAGAGCCGGAGCCAGUGGAGCAGCAAGAGGAAGCCAGGCCAUCUGUGGUGGAGGAGGACAAGGAGGAGGAGGAGGAGGUGGCCGAGGAUGAUGACGAGGAGGAGGAGGAGGAAGAGGAGGAGGAGGAGGAUGACAUGUUGGGGAACGACGAAGACGGUGACGGGGAGGAUGAUGAAGAUGCGGUGGGGGAAGAGGAAGAGGGAGACUACGACAUCAUCGACACGCUUCACGACAGCGACGACAGCGAUGAGCCCACCGCCAACAUUGCCAUGACAACAACCACUACCACCACCACUACGGAGUCUGUGGAAGAGGUUGUCAGAGAUGUGUGCUGGGCCAAUGCUGAGACUGGUCCGUGCAGGGCCAUGCUGCCCCGCUGGUACUUUGACCGAGAGGAGGGCCGCUGCGGUCAGUUUAUCUACGGCGGCUGCGGAGGCAACAGGAAUAACUUUGAAUCUGAAGAAUACUGCCUGUCUGUCUGCAGCAGCGUCAUACCCACAGCCACACCCAGCUCCCCUGAUGCAGUGGACCACUACCUGGAGACACCUGCUGAUGAAAAUGAACAUGCCCACUUCCAAAAAGCCAAAGAGAGUCUGGAGGCAAAGCACCGUGAAAGGAUGUCCCAGGUAAUGAGAGAGUGGGAGGAGGCUGAAAGAGAAGCCAAGAAUCUUCCACGUGCUGACAAGAAGGUUGUCAUUCAGCGUUUCCAGGAGAAGGUGGAGGUGUUGGAGCAGGAAGCAGCCAGCGAGCGGCAGCAGCUGGUGGAGACCCACAUGGCCCGAGUGGAGGCUCUGCUCAACGACCGGCGCCGCCUAGCUCUGGAGAGCUACCUGAACGCCCUGCAGAAGGACCUGCCCAGACCUCGCCAUGUCUUCAGCCUGUUGAAGAAGUAUGUGCGUGCCGAGCAAAAGGACAGACAGCACACUCUCAAACACUUCGAACAUGUCCGCAUGGUGGAUCCCAAGAAGGCCGCACAGAUCAGACCCCAGGUGUUGACUCACCUGCGUGUCAUUGAGGAGCGUAUGAACCAGUCUCUGGGACUUCUUUACAAGGUUCCCGGUGUUGCUGAUGACAUCCAGGACCAAGUCGAGCUUCUGCAGAGGGAGCAGGCGGAGAUGGCCCAGCAGCUCGCCAACCUGCAGACCGACGUGAGGGUGAGCUACGGCAACGAUGCACUAAUGCCAGACCAGGAACUGGGAGAUGGCCAGAGCGACCUCUUGGCCCAGGAGGACACACUAGGUCUUGGAGGAGUCGGUUUCAUCCACCCUGAAAGCUUCAACCAGCCCAACACUGAGAACCAGGUUGAGCCAGUGGACUCUCGUCCCAACUUUGACAGAGGAAUUCCUACACGGCCAGUCACUGGAAUGAAGAUGGAUGCUAUUCCUGAGCUCCGGAUGGAGAAGGCAGACAGACAGAGCACUGAAUACGAAGUUCACCAUCAGAAACUGGUCUUCUUUGCAGAGGAUGUGGGCUCCAACAAGGGCGCCAUCAUCGGCCUUAUGGUCGGAGGUGUUGUCAUAGCAACUGUGAUCGUCAUCACUUUGGUGAUGCUGAGGAAGAAGCAGUACACCUCCAUCCACCACGGAGUCAUCGAGGUGGAUGCUGCUGUCACCCCUGAGGAGCGCCACCUGUCCAAGAUGCAGCAGAACGGUUAUGAGAACCCGACCUACAAGUUCUUUGAGCAGAUGCAGAACUGAGGAGAAUGUCACAUGUACACAAACAUACAUACACGCCAUACAUCUCCUCCCCACACAUCACCCACGCCCUGCUCCCCCUCCCUCCCCCAAACCAACCCCAUAUUUCCAAAAGCAGAGUGACUGGAAUAGUCGUUUACGAGUUUAUGAAGCGACUCCAGCCCGGGUUUGUUUCAUUUCUCCUGGGCGGAUACCACGUUUGUUUAUUUUAUUGGAGGCGGAGAUAU
This is a messenger RNA of Thalassophryne amazonica, 2763 nucleotides long. RefSeq names its product amyloid beta (A4) precursor protein a (gene appa). Gene Ontology annotation, biological process: axonogenesis; central nervous system development. Gene Ontology annotation, molecular function: signaling receptor binding; signaling receptor activator activity; heparin binding. The transcript has 17 exons. The record is from RefSeq and is a predicted model, not a curated record. Lineage: Eukaryota; Metazoa; Chordata; Actinopteri; Batrachoidiformes; Batrachoididae. The coding region runs from base 176 to 2539 and encodes 787 amino acids. Gene Ontology annotation, cellular component: membrane raft; Golgi apparatus; early endosome.